GUCCGUCUCCUUCCUUCCCCACUCUUGCCUCCCCAUUUUGGACUUGUGCUCUCCCUCGCCCCUGCUCCUACGCUGAUGCAGUCAGUCAUCACUGGUAGUCGCCGCACAACAACCGAGUGAUCCAUCCAUCCAUCCAUCCAUCCAUCCAUCCAUCUAUCCUUCCUCCUCCUAUAUAUGGGCGAGCCAACCACGCUGCCUCCCAAUCACCAACUGCCCAGCUCCAUUCCUCACCCAACAAGCUCACCGCCUUCUCCUUCAUCAUCUUCCUCUAUUCAUCGCCGCCGCCGAGCUCAGCCGAGCAGUUGGGAAGGGAACAACAAGUAGACGUCGUCUUCGUCUUCUUCAAGGAGAAGCCGAUGACUCUGCGGCCACUCAACACAGAGAGAAGCUUCCUCCUCUCCUCCCCGAAGCCACACAGCCCCAGGGAUGCCUGCUCGCCGCCGGUGAGGUCGCCCUCCUCCACCAGGCUCCUCGCCUGCAGGAAGCUCCCCUCCUCCUCCAAGCCCAUGGCCACCGGCGCCGGCGUCCUCGAGAGGUCUCUCAGCUUCAAGAACUGGGAGCCCACUGCCGCCGAGGAGGCCGCCGUCGCCGCUCCGCCGCCGCACGAUGAGGCGGCCAGCCGGUGCAUCAACGGCGCGCGGCCGGGGAUCCUGCUGCUGCAGCAGAGCCCCAAAGCCAAGCAGGGCGACGCCGCGACGUCGCCGGCGCAGGCCGCGCUGAUCGAGUUCAUCUCGCCGAAGCCGCGGUCGGAGCUGGACCAGGCGGCGACCAAGGUGCAGAAGCUGUUCAAGGGGCACCGCACCCGGCGGAACCUCGCCGACUGCGCCAUUGUCGUGGAGGAGCUGUGGUGGAAGGCCUACGACUCCGCCUGCCUAAACAUCAAGUCCAUCUCCUUCUUCGACGAGGCCAAGCAGGAGACCGCGGCGUCCCGCUGGUCCAGGGCCGGCAAGCGCAUCGCCAAGGUCGGCAAGGGCCUCUCCAAGAACGAGAAAGCCCAGAAGCUCGCGCUCCAGCACUGGCUCGAAGCUAUCGACCCGCGCCACCGCUACGGCCACAACUUGCAUCUGUACUACGACAUCUGGUCUGCGAGCUCGAGCACUGAGCCAUUCUUUUACUGGCUGGAUGUAGGAGCUGGGAGAGACAUGCAUCACCAAAAGUGCCCGAGAAGCAAGCUUUAUUCACAGCUGAUCAUGUACCUUGGACCAAACGAGAGGGAAGCUUUUGAAGUUGUUGUGGAGGGUGGGAAGCUGAUGUACAGGAAGAGUGGAGUUCUUGUGAACACCACUGAAGAUUCCAAGUGGAUAUUUGUGUUGAGCACAACAAGAUCAUUGUAUGUUGGACAGAAGAAGAAGGGUAAAUUUCAGCACUCAAGUUUCCUAGCUGGGGCAGCUACAACGGCUGCUGGAAGAUUGGUUGCCAAAGAUGGUGUUCUUCAGGCGAUAUGGCCAUACAGCGGUCACUACCUCCCAACAGAAGAGAACUUCAGAGAGUUCAUCAGCUUCUUGGAGGAGAACAGUGUUGAUCUUGCCGAUGUCAAGAGAUGUUCGGUCGAUGACGAUGAAUUCCCGUCAUUCAAGAAGACAGAGGAGAAACCAGAGGAAGCUGAGAAGCCUACUGAACCCACACAUGAUGAGAUCAUGGACAGCUCACAAAUUGAGCUGCCUGAGGUAGACAUAGUGAAGGAAGCGGUUGUCGAAAACAGCGAGGACACCAAGGUGGCACCGAUCAUGGCCAGCCGCCCAUCCUUCAAAUGGGCAACCGCGAAUGGUGCUCGCAUUGGCUGUGUCCGGGACUACCCGGCUGAUCUACAGAGCAUGGCUCUUGAGCAUGUCAAUCUUUCACCAAGAGUGGUGCCCUCUCCUACUACAAACAGGCUGCCGAUACCGUCUCCUCGGCCAAGCCCGAAGAUCAGGCUGUCACCUAGGCUGCACUACAUGGGUCUCCCGACGCCUACCGGUUGCAAGCUCCCGAUCCCGAGCCCGGAGAUCAGGAGGUCACCAAGGGAUCAGUUCAUGGGGUUUCAGACACCGUCAGUGUCUCUCACACUCCCAAAGCUUGGGAAGUGAAUCAAGUGAUCAUGCCAUGGCAUUGUUCAUGCAGCGGUCUCAUGAUAUCAAUACUGCUGUUAUGGAAGCUAUAACAGCAAAAAUUUUUAGUUAGUUGUAGCUUAGAUCAGAGAUGACACCAUUUUUGUCGUUUGUUUUGUUUGUUCAUAAGUGUGCUGCCAUUCUUUAGUAUGUUCAUCCUCUUUGACCUGAGGUGAAUCCAGGGCACGGUGUAAACAACGAGCUGUAUAGCCUGGAUUCGCAAACUUUCAAGUACAGAAUGUGACUGGAUUUUUUUGAAAUUAAAGAGAUUAUUUUGCUCAGAUUCGUCUGUGAAGUAAA
Oryza sativa Japonica Group (Japanese rice) is the source of this 2387-nucleotide messenger RNA. RefSeq names its product IQ domain-containing protein IQM1. The record is from RefSeq and is a predicted model, not a curated record. Lineage: Eukaryota; Viridiplantae; Streptophyta; Magnoliopsida; Poales; Poaceae. Gene Ontology annotation, molecular function: protein binding.